AGAGCGCACGCGCUGGCUUCGCUCGCGUGCGCCGCCCCGCUGCAAACCGGUAGUAAAGGUGGUCCUCAUUCAGUGAUAACUUGAACUAGUGACAACACUAAACUGAUUGGUCCUAAAAGUUUCAGCUGACAGCCUUCCCUUCAGCUGACAGGUGCGGUUCUCUCGCUUCCUCUGUGAUUAUUGAUAGCGACAUGGCAGUAACUCCGGCAGGGAUGGCAGUGGAUGUUCAGGCACGAUUUGGGCAUUCGGUGAAAGGAUUGCUGACCGAAAAGGUGACCAACUGCGGUACGGAUAUAAUCGCUCUCACUAAACAGGUGCUCAAGGGCUCCCGAAGCGCUGAGUUCCUAGGACAGGCUGCCAGAAAUAUGGUGAUGCAAGAGGGUGCCAUUCUGCACUCUGAAGAUAGUUUAAGAAAAAUGGCUAUUAUAACUACUCACCUACAGUACCAGCAAGAAGCUAUUCAAAAAAAUGUUGAACAGUCUUCAAAUUUGCGUGAUCAGCUGACCCAUCUGCUGAAAUGAAGAUAAGAGUUUGUAAGAGGUAACAAACAGCUGGGAAAGAGUGGAAGAAAAUACACAGUGGGGGUUUAUGGAAUACCUUUCCCUGUUCUACAGAUGCACUAUAAGACUGAGUCAAAAGUCAUCUCCCAGAUGUAAUGCCACAAAAUAUGUGCUUUGUUCUACAAGAUUCUGAUCUGGAAAUGUGGACAAUUUUUAAAUUACAAAUGUUACCUUUAUAAGAGGGUAGGUACAUCGGUGUAUUAAAUUGCAAUUUCUGUGUGUUGAUGCCUGUUUCUCUUUAGCAGCAUUGAUUUCUUUAAGAAUUAACAUCAUUCUAAAUAAUCAAAUUCAUCUUGUUCUGGUUUUGAGUACUUCAAGAGGUGAAUUUUUCCUUUUUUCAGGCUGUUUGAAAACUCUUGUAGUGUAAAUGCUUUUCAUAGAAUACUGAUAGAACACAAUAUAGAAGAGUAUAGAACACUGAUCAUAAAAAAUCUACAGAUAGUCUUCAACUUAUAAUUGUUCAAUUAAUAAUUCGAAACUACAAUGGCCUUGGAAAAAGUUACUUAGGACCUGUACUUGCACUUACGACCAACGCAUCACCACACGGUAACGACUGCAAUUCAGGCAUUUGGCCACUGGUUUAUAUAUACAGCCAUUUGCAGCAUUCUGCAUCAUCUUGAGUUGCAGCCUUUUUGCUUUUUGACAAAAAUUGCCGAUUGGGAAAGCUGGAUUUGCUUAUUAACUAUAUAAUUUGUUUAAUGACCACCAUACAUUUUUUUUGUAUAACUGGGUCUGACUUAUGACCACAACCAUUUAUGACAGAAGUUCUGGUCCCAAUUUUGGUUGUAAGUCGACAACUAUCUGUAUAGGUGUAGUUGAAGUUCCCAUAUUUAUUAUUUAUAUCUCUAAUAUUGGCUGGAUUUAUACUGGUCAUGAUGAUUUUGUCAACUGCCCUUGUGGGUAAUUCCACAAGCUAGUUAAAGCCUAGUAUAAUGUGGGAACUUAGCCAUUCUCUUGAGGAGGAUAACUCUCAGGGCAUACUACCUCUAAUUCAUGAGUAAAAUGUCCACUGAUAUAGAAAAAGUUUUACCCUACCCUAUACAGUGCUGGUAGUGAAUUAACCUGUGUGUGAUUUCUAUGUGUAUAUAAUUUUGUAAUUUAAUAAUUCAAUCAUUGAUAAGAGUCCAGAGUGGUGGAGGAGAGUGGUGCUAUUUAACAAUUGCACUUCCUAAGUAGUAUUCUUUUCUGUCCCGCAAAAUCUGUUCACUGACAUUCUGAGGACUUCAGAGUGAAUAUCUAACUUCAAGGAAAGUACAUGUUUUCAAGGUCUGGACUCUUUGUUUCUUCCAAUCUUAUCUUAAGUUAAUGAGAACACAGUCUGCCUGAGUAAAAAUCUGGGAGUUUGCUUACUUAGAUUUGCUUUAAAUUCCUAAUUUAAGCAAGCAUCUUUUUAAAAAAGGCUUGCAUGCCUUGUUCUGUAACAAUGCUUGUAUUUAGACUAUAAUCUUGUACAUAGUAAUAAAUAUAUAAAUGUAAUGGGAUUUAUUUUGAAGUAAACAUUCACAGAAUUCUGCUAUUUCCCCCUAUUUCUUGUUGCAUAAUCUGUUAUGUGAAUAUAAACUGUGAUGAAACAAA
Messenger RNA from Pantherophis guttatus, 2135 nucleotides. It is a transcript of the gene BORCS7, whose product is annotated as BLOC-1 related complex subunit 7. Gene Ontology annotation, cellular component: BORC complex. The record is from RefSeq and is a predicted model, not a curated record. Lineage: Eukaryota; Metazoa; Chordata; Lepidosauria; Squamata; Colubridae.